Arabidopsis arenosa is the source of this 901-nucleotide messenger RNA. The record is from the annotation of a GenBank genome assembly. Lineage: Eukaryota; Viridiplantae; Streptophyta; Magnoliopsida; Brassicales; Brassicaceae.
CUUUUUCGAAUUCUUCCUCUUCAGGGUUUCUUAGAUGGCCGAAUCGCAAACCGGAGGUGGUGGUGGUGGAAGCCAUGAGAGUGGCGGAGAUCAGAGCCCGAGGUCGUUGAAUGUUCGUGAGCAGGAUAGGUUUCUUCCGAUUGCUAACAUAAGCCGUAUCAUGAAGAGAGGUUUACCUCUUAAUGGCAAAAUUGCUAAAGAUGCUAAAGAGACUAUGCAGGAAUGUGUCUCUGAAUUCAUCAGCUUCGUCACCAGCGAGGCUAGUGAUAAGUGCCAGAGAGAGAAAAGGAAGACCAUCAAUGGAGAUGAUUUGCUUUGGGCUAUGGCCACUUUAGGCUUCGAAGAUUACAUCGAUCCCCUCAAGGUUUACCUGAUGCGAUAUAGAGAGAUGGAGGGUGACACUAAAGGAUCAGGAAAAGGCGGGGAAUCGAGUGCAAAGAGGGAUGGUCAACCAAACCAAGUGUCUCAGUUCUCGCAGGUUCCUCAACAGGGCUCAUUCUCACAGGGUCCUUAUGGAAACCCUCAAGGUUCGAAUAUGAUGGUUCAAAUGCCGGGCACAGAGUAGUACUAGGGCACUAUUCAUCACAAUCUUCCGAGACUCGACUAUUCCGGUUGUGUCUGAGAAUCUGAGUGAUCCACUGUUCAUAGAUAUGGAUUGUGGUAUCUCAGUUUUGGGAGAGAGAAGAUUUGUAUAUGAUUGUGUUGUAGGGAGAAGAGUUUGGUUUGCUUAAGACAAGAAUUGAAGAAGCACGUUUUUUUUUCAUUUGAUUGUUAUGUUUCUUAGGUUUUGGUCUUAAGAAGAAGCUAUUUAUCAUCACUUGAUUGCCCUGUUGAUCCUUCAUGCAAGUGAGCCGUUACUUUCGUAAAACAACAUCAUGAUUAAUAAUUUAGUCUCUUUGAU